Messenger RNA from Linepithema humile (Argentine ant), 2213 nucleotides. RefSeq names its product A disintegrin and metalloproteinase with thrombospondin motifs adt-2-like. The record is from RefSeq and is a predicted model, not a curated record. Gene Ontology annotation, biological process: proteolysis. Gene Ontology annotation, molecular function: metalloendopeptidase activity. Lineage: Eukaryota; Metazoa; Arthropoda; Insecta; Hymenoptera; Formicidae.
AAAAGAAAACGCAAACUAAAAAUAUGUUUCUUUUAUUGAAAUUCACAUUAAUAAUUUUAAUAAAUAAAACGUACGCGUAUAUCACACAAGAUAGUGAAAUAAUAUUGCUGCCGGCAUGGAACCCGACAGGAGCAAAAGAGAUACCAUUGACAUUAAAAGUUUUCGGGAAAUUAAUGCAACUAAACCUGCGUAGAAACGACCAGAUUGUAUCGCCUGCGUUUAAAGCAAGGAAAUAUAACGCAAAAAUUAUCACAGAAAAGCUAUCGCAAUUAAAAGCAUCAGAUCCUUGCUUCUUUCUUCACGAGAAUCAUGUCAGCUCUGUGGCCAUCAACUUUUGCCAAGAACAUGGAUUGAAAGGACUCAUUUUUGUGGAAAAUGACAUAAUAGAGAUUUGGUCUUUGCGGAACGUGUUAGCAUCUCUGUCCUUCAUCGACGACGUUUGCGUUAGAGAACAAAUCAAUCAAUCAUUCGGCAAACCUCACCUUAUUAAAAGAAUAGUCCAAUAUUAUAGCCAUUCAAAUUUUUAUCCUUUGGACAAUCUUCAACGAAAGCCACGUUAUGUAGAAAAUAAAAAGAUGGGUGAUGAAUAUAUCAUAGAACUGGCUGUUUUCGUUGACACAGAUGCAUAUCUCAAGUUAAUGUCUUAUCUAGACAACGAUAUCGAAAAGAUACGCAAUAUGAUUGAAUUAAAAUAUGUGAAAAAAAUUCAGAAUUUUUUUCACCAUCAGAGUUUGGGUGUCCGUAUCGGCAUUUCUGUAGUAAAUGUAACGAUUUUCGAAACAAAAUCGUCAAAUUUUCCAGUUUUUGACGGCGAAGCUGAAUCAAUGCUCAAACUUUUCUGCAGUUACCAGAAAACUCUCAAUCCUCCAGACGACGAUGAUCCGCGUCACUGGGACAUUGCUCUUUACAUAACCGGAAUAAACAUUUUUGUAACUAGAGCAUUGGUUUCAACUUCAUAUAAUGAUUAUUCAGCUACGGGAAUAUCCUUAAUCGGUGGCGCAUGCAAAGCGCAUAAGUCAUGCGCGAUAGUAGAAUUUUCUUCAGGUGACUUCGAUUCUUCAAUAAAAAAAUCAACUGUUUACGCUGCUCAUGAAAUCGGUCAUCUUUUAGGAUUGCAUCACGAUUUGGACAAAACUGAUACAUAUAUAAUGUCACCUGCGCCACAACGUUUUAGCGAGUUAAAAUGGUUCGUGUAUAGUCAGAACACAAUAAAAUCAUCGUUGAAAAGAAAAUCGUGUCUUCGAGAAAUCGAUGAUAGUAUCUAUGUCGAUGGCUAUGAUGAUUGGUGGACAUCUGACAUUUUUGAUAAUCCGCUAUAUCACGGUUUACCCGGAAGAAAAUGGACUGCCAAAGCACAAUGCGAACAAUUUUUGCGCGACGAAAAUGCGAACGUGGUCACGUUGCAUGAUAUAUGUCAAAAUUUACAAUGCGAGACGCCUCACAAAAAUGGAUCUUAUUUCACUGUUCCCGCGUUAAAUGGAACUUAUUGCGCACUCGGAAAAGAAUGUCGUGGCGGAAAAUGCGCGCCCAUUUUAGAACCGCCAUACAAUUUUAAGAUUUGUAAUAAGGAUAAUUGGAGUGAGUGGGUGGAAGACUCCUGUAAAAGCAGUUGCUUGCAGAAAUCAAAAGGCGUACUAGCCAAACGACGUUUUUGCAAACAUCGGUUGCACAAAACACCGAAUUGCAUGGGAUCAUAUUACGACGUGGUUCUGUGUGAUGAUUCUUUACUUUGUACUAGGAAACACAAAACGGUCGUCUAUUUUGCUUUUAAGAAAUGCUUAAAAUACAUCAAGUUGGCCAACGACACUAAUUUAUCGAUAACAAAACCAGGGAAACAAUAUUCUCAUAAUGCCGAGAAAUCGUGGAUAGCAUGUACUGUAUACUGUGCACACAAAGAAUCAUCUGAUUAUUACACACCACGCCAAGAAAUGCUCAACCUUCGUGUCGAUCCAUAUUUUCCAGAUGGAACGUGGUGUCACGAAGAAAAUGGUCAAAAUUAUUACUGCCGCCAGCAUCACUGUCUGCCGGAAAGCUACUCGCAAGAAUAGUUGUCGAAAGAUUAUCUACAUGUGUGAAUGAAAAGUAGGAGUCCUUCUUUUGUUGAUGCGUGAAAGUUGUAAGCAGACUCUUUUAAUCAAAUAAUAGCAGAUUAUUCACUGUUCGUAAUGUCAGUUUGUAAUACAAAAAAAAGCAUUGAAAUUGUGAAACUUUAA